UCGCGUCUACCACUCGAGUUGGAAAAAUCUGAACUCCAGCGUCAAGUCACGCCGCGACAACCAAUCAGGAGCCUGGUGACGUGGCUCUGACCUAGGUCAAAGGGGCAGGUCCAGCCAAAGCCCUUCAUUCUUCAUUCAAUAUGGAGGAAAGGCUCAUCAACGCGGUUGCUAACCACCCGGAGCUGUACGACACCAGCUGCUUUCUGUACCGAGACAGGAAUAUAAAGGACCGAGCUUGGAGGAAGAUAAGUGAGGAGAUCGGGCAACCUGAGGACAUCUGCAGGAGAAAGUGGAAGAAUCUCAGGGACACAUACAGCAAGGAGAAGAGGACAGAGAAGGAGAAGAGGAGUGGGUCUGCAGCAGGAUCGGGGAGGAGAUGGAAGUUCUUCGCGGUCAUGGGGUUUCUGGACCCCUUCCUCACCCCACGGGAGACUAGCGGCAAUAUGGUGCGGACCGUGGAGAACAUCCCCCCCGAGGACCAGGGACAGCCCGGAGAGGCAGCAGGGGAGUGUCAGUCAGAAGGAAACGGGGAGAAAGACAAUGCUGCCAUGGCAACCGGGAGUACACAUCCUGUCCGGAGCGGGGCAUCUCAACUGCUCUAAUGUGAAAUCCAGCUGCUGCAGCUGCACAGGACCUCUCUCUCUCUCCAUCCGGCUCACAUCAGGAAGUGCUUUCCAGAGAAACUCCCUGUGGACGUCAUAUGAGGGAGACCCGAGCUCCCAGUGUGUGUGUGUGUGUGUUUCCACCAUAAACACCUCACACACUCUGCAGGCUGCAGCUGAACCUGCAACUCGUUCCUGUCACCCUCAAUUUACACAGAGAGACAGCGCACACAUGUCUGGAGAUGAAUCUGUGCCAGCAGGAACGCCGGGGACUUCCUUUUAGGGACAGAGUCCCCACAAGCUAGAUUUAAGGCAUCAGGAAAUGAGUUCAAUCAGUGUGUGUGUUUCUUAUCACUGUAACAAGUUGUGAUCUUGAAUAACACACCUGUCCCUGAAGAGCUCAUCCUGUCAUCAUGGAGCUGAGACGAUGUCCAGAGGACGGUCGGCCAUAUUUGAAGUCCUCCUCUUCCUCCCUGACAGCAUCUGUCUGCAUAAUCCCAUCACUCCGUGUUUCACCGAUGUGUGCAGAGCUUUCAGGGCAACAAUAUGAUUUAUAUGAUAUAAUGUGACAUGAUGUUCUAAAUAAAGCAUCGCCAGCUCCACCGUCUCCCACCAUCACCUCCAUCUUUAAACCUUCUCUUUCACUCCUGAUACUCUCUUUACUCCACAACAGAGGAAUAUAUGAAAAGAUUAUUCCACAAUUCCCAGAAGCCAUGAUACAGAUAAUAACACUCUUUAACUG
Messenger RNA from Oreochromis aureus, 1344 nucleotides. Its product is annotated as transcription factor Adf-1-like. Gene Ontology annotation, cellular component: transcription regulator complex; nucleus. NCBI's taxonomy places the organism in Eukaryota, Metazoa, Chordata, Actinopteri, Cichliformes, Cichlidae. The transcript is spliced from 3 exons. Gene Ontology annotation, biological process: regulation of transcription by RNA polymerase II. The record is from RefSeq and is a predicted model, not a curated record. The coding region runs from base 141 to 602 and encodes 153 amino acids.